Molecule: messenger RNA, 3981 nt
Organism: Malassezia restricta
Lineage: Eukaryota; Fungi; Basidiomycota; Malasseziomycetes; Malasseziales; Malasseziaceae
Product: myosin heavy chain
Exons: 1
Coding region: 1-3981 (1326 amino acids)
Biological process (GO): vesicle transport along actin filament; actin filament organization
Cellular component (GO): myosin complex; vesicle; actin cytoskeleton
Molecular function (GO): ATP binding; actin filament binding; microfilament motor activity
Source: RefSeq, a predicted model, not a curated record
AUGAGCCAAAAUAUGGGCAUCUUUCCGUCUGACCCGGACAGGAAAGAUGUCUGGGUGCCAGACAAGGUACAUGGCUAUAUUGCUGCGUACGUUGUCCAAGAAAAAGACGACCAGAGCCUAUGUUGUCUUGCCACGGGAAAUACUGUCACGGUGCCCACCGCAUCUCUGAGCGAGAUGAAUCCUCCAAAGUUUGAUAAAGCCGCAGACAUUGCGGAUCUAACGCACUUGAAUGAAGCUAGUGUCGUGCACAAUCUGCGCCAGCGCUACUUUAGUAAUUUGAUAUAUACGUACAGUGGCUUGUUCUUGGUGGCUGUGAACCCGUACCAUGCGUUGCCCAUCUAUACUGAGCACAUUAUUGAGAUGUACAAAAACAAGCGCCGCGAAGAAAAUCCACCGCAUAUCUUUGCGGUGGCUGAUGGUGCUAUGCAGAAUAUGCUAAACGGACACUCGAACCAGUCUCUCUUGAUCACGGGUGAGUCAGGUGCCGGCAAGACCGAGAACACCAAACGCGUCAUCCAGUACCUUGCAGCCACAGCGAUGGACGCCGAUGCAGCUGGACCUUGGCAUGCGGGUGAACCGCUGGGAUUACUAGAGCGCCAAAUCCUCCAGGCAAACCCAAUCUUGGAGUCAUUUGGAAAUGCGCAAACUGUGCGGAACAACAACUCGAGCCGUUUCGGCAAAUUUAUCAAGAUUGAGUUUUCUGCGACUGGCACAAUUGCUGGAGGCAACAUCGAAUGGUACCUCUUGGAAAAAAGCCGAGUUCACAGUCGCAACGCAAACGAGCGCAACUUCCACAUAUUUUAUCAGCUUCUCCGCAGUCGUGACCAGACACUGUUGCAAAGCUUAAAGCUAAGCUGUUUUCCUGAACAUUAUGCGUACCUUGCGAAUACCCGCAAGGAUGUGGAAGGUAUUGAUGACAGCAUCGAAUUUUCUGGUUUGCUAGAUGCUCUGCGCACCAUGGGCUUUACUAUGGCUGAAGAACAUGAUCUUUUCCGUGUUAUCGCCUUGAUUUUACACCUUGGUAACAUUGAACUAACAGAAGAUCGUUCCGGUCAGGCUCGCAUCACGAAUUCGGAUCAGCUCUCGUUGGUGAGUGAGCUGAUGGGCGUUGAUGCGGCUCAGUUAAAUACAGCCCUUGUUCGGCCCACGGUGCGUGCCGGCCGCGAGGCUGUGUCGCAGCAGCGUACCAAGAAGCAAGUCACAGAAGAGGUCGCUGCACUUUGCAAGACCAUGUAUGAGAAAACAUUUGGGUGGCUGGUGGAUAGGAUCAACCUAGUGUUGGAUCGCCCCACUAGCAAGUCGCAGUUUAUUGGUGUGCUGGAUAUUGCAGGUUUCGAGAUCUUUGAUACCAACUCUUUCGAACAGCUUUGCAUCAACUACACGAAUGAAAAGCUUCAACAAUUUUUCAAUCACCACAUGUUUAUGCUAGAACAGCAAGAAUACGCGCGUGAGAUGAUUCAGUGGGAUUAUAUGAAUUUUGGUCUAGACCUGCAACCAACCAUUCACCUUAUCGAGUCGACGUCACCUAUCGGUAUUUUAGCAGCUCUGGACGAAGAGUGCAUCAUGCCUCGCGCUAGCGACGAUACAUUUACAGAGAAGCUUACAAGCACAUGGUCACCGCCCAAGUCUGGGCCUGAUGCUGCUUCAUCCAAGUUUCUGCCAUCACGUCAGGUCAGGCGAUUCAUUGUGCGCCACUACGCAGCCAACGUGGAGUACAGCACCGAUAACUGGCUCGAUAAGAAUCGCGACCCGCUCAAUGACCAUGUUGCACGUGUGCUAGCGACUUCUGCACAGCCCUUCAUCUCGUCUCUUUUUGCGGGAAUGGCCGAAGAGAGCAGUGGUGGUGCCCCCAAGAGUCGGCGUGGCACUUUCCGUACUGUUGGCCAGCGGCACAAGGAACAGCUCGUUUCGCUGAUGGCCCAGUUGGACUCAACACAGCCUCACUUCGUCCGCUGCAUUGUACCUAACACUGAAAAGCGACCAGGUCGCAUGGAACUUCCAUUGGUCCUCGAUCAGCUGCGGUGCAAUGGUGUGCUGGAGGGUAUUCGUAUUGCGCGACUUGGCUUUCCGAAUCGAUUGCCGUUCACUGAAUUUGUGAGUAGAUAUGCACUCCUUGCUUCGAGCGCAUAUGGAAAGCAAUCUAUGGAUGGCCGUGUACAGUCGGGCUAUAUUGCCGAGUCUAUUGGUCUUGAUCCUGCAUGUUACAAGAUUGGUUUGACCAAAAUCUUUUUCAAGGCUGGUGUGCUUGCUGAGCUGGAAGAGCAGCGCGAUGCGUAUCUGCAUGAUGUAUUCACGCGUUUUCAAGCAUCAUGUCACGGAUAUGGAACGCGGCGCAUCGUUCGUAAAAGACUUCGUCAACGCGCUGCUAAGCAAGUGCUUCAAGAGAGUGCUCGAGAAUACAAGAAACUCGAGUCAAAUGCUUGGUGGCGAUUGUACAUGCGUCUCCUGCCUCUGCUUGCCGCAUCGCACGAUGAUGACGAAAUCAAGCGGCACGAAAUGGAAAUGGCUGUCGCUCGUGAGCGAGCUUUGCGUGACGAACAAGAAAAGGCGCGUUUAGUCGAACUUGAGAGCAGGCUGACAAAGCGAUGUGAUAUGCUUCAAGAACAGUUAGAUGACGAACGUACGAGCCAUGCAUCUACACAAGACACUCUCAACGGUACAAAGCAACGCCUGGCAGAAGCAGAAGCAGAGCUUAAUGAUAUCCAAGCUGAGCGCGAGGGAUGGUCUCGUGAGGCGAAUGAUCUACAGCGGCAGAUGGACGAAGGAGCACAACGCGAAAUGGAUAUUCAAGCUGAGCUUGCAAGUGUUUGUGAACAAUUGAACAAGCAACUGUCGUCGCGUGCUGUGCUUGAACGUGAGCAUAGUGAGGCAGUUGAUCGCGUUUCAUCGCUGGAAACGAUGCUGGAUCAAGCCCGUGUUUCUCUAGACGAGCACGUUCAACACGCUGAACGGCAUAUCGAAGACUUGGCGGCUAAGCAUGAGGCCGAAUUGCAUGGUGUUCGAACAGACUUGGAACUUGCGCGACAUCAGCUUAGCAAGUCGGAUGCAUUGAGCGAACGUCUGGCGAUGUUGGAAGCAGAACGGCAACAGCUGCAGGAGGCGCACAUUUCUGUGCAGGCCACCCUAAGUGAGCGUGAGGCCCAUUUCAAGCGCGAGGAAGAAAAGCGCGAGGCUCUACAGGGAGCACUGGCAAGUGCUCAGUCAGAAUGUGCAAUGCUGCACGAAAAGCUCAAACAUAUGAGCGACAAGUUGCGUGAAACUAACCAGCUUCGGGACCAAGUCAACGAGACGUAUGCAUCCGAAUGUCGAACAAGCAAAACCAUCAUGACUGAGCGCGACAAUGUGCGCUCUGAGCUCUCAGCUCUGCGGCAAGAAUACGCGAAGGAAAAGGAAGAGAUGCAGCGUGAAAUUGCUGACAAAGGUGCCGAACUUAAGAAGGCACACAGCAAAGCGUAUGCCCUGGAAUUGGAGAACCGUCGCCUUGAGACGAUGCAAAAUAAAACAACGGUGGAACAUGUGCACGUAUUGGAAGAGGCCAAAAAGUAUACAGACCGUCAGCUUUCCGAUGUACAAAACGAGCUGCAGGAACUGUCUACCUACACGCGUUCUCUUGAGCGAACGCGUGCGCGAAUGCAACAAGGUCAAGAAGUGCUAUCGCGCACGGUGGGUGGUCUUAGUAUCGAAGAGGCCAUUUCGCAACGUGAUGAGGCCCGUUCUGCCUUGGAAGAGGCCGAGAAGACGUCUUCAAACCAACUAAAAAUGGCACGCGCCGAGUACGAAACACGCAUCAAGAAGCUGGAAGACGAACUGCGUCGGAUGUCCAAGAACCACCAAACAGAAAAGGCACUCACAUCUCUCGGAAGUGGACGCAAGUCACAUGCUGCAGCCGCUAGGCAGGUCUUGGCCGAAAUCCAAAUGGAAACUGAGCUUCUCGCAAAAGACCUGGCGCGCGCUAGUUCCUUGCACACACCAUCUCAGUAG